Messenger RNA from Brassica oleracea var. oleracea, 648 nucleotides. RefSeq lists its product as uncharacterized. The record is from RefSeq and is a predicted model, not a curated record. The coding region runs from base 82 to 381 and encodes 99 amino acids. NCBI's taxonomy places the organism in Eukaryota, Viridiplantae, Streptophyta, Magnoliopsida, Brassicales, Brassicaceae. The transcript has a single exon.
CCCAAAAGAAAACAAAAAACUUCCACUUCAAAGCCCUAACUCAUUAGUUCAGCACAAGGAACACAAAACCCAUUGAUAAAAAUGGCUGAUACCCAAAAUACCAUUUUCGUCUUCCAACCUGACCAGCAGAAUCUGGCACCUCAACCUCUGACUCCAUUCUCUGCCGUGACUCCUCACCGUGCUACAGCCUCACGAGCACGCCGCCUCAUCUCUACCACAACCCUCGAAAUGAUUCUUGAGGAAGAUACCUCACCGGAAGAAGAUCGUCCUAGCACUGUCGCUGAGAUGGAUACUCUUGCGGUAUUCCCGGCGACAUCUUGUUUCUUGAUGGCCAAUAAACAAGUCGCUUUCAUGUUAUACGGAAGCUGCAAGUGCCCUUGAUAAUUUUCACUUCAAAGCGACUUAAGAUUAAGAAUGGUGUAUUUAUUUUCUUGUACUAGUCAAAUUAGUAAUAUCUGAUAUCAUGUCAGUUAUGGGUCGAUGCUUUGUUUUUACAGAAGUUUUUUUCUGUUACACGGAAGCUGCAAGUGCCCUUGAUGUUUUUUCACCACAAAGCGGUUAUGGUGUUUUUUGGUUUUCUUGUAAUAAUCAAGUUAGUGAUGUCUGAUGUCCGAUAUUGCAUGAUGCUAUGUUUUAAUAGAAUUUGAA